Molecule: messenger RNA, 468 nt
Organism: Neofelis nebulosa (Clouded leopard)
Lineage: Eukaryota; Metazoa; Chordata; Mammalia; Carnivora; Felidae
Product: small ribosomal subunit protein eS6-like
Exons: 1
Coding region: 16-423 (135 amino acids)
Biological process (GO): translation
Cellular component (GO): ribosome
Molecular function (GO): structural constituent of ribosome
Source: RefSeq, a predicted model, not a curated record
AGUGGGCUCUUUGGGAUGAAGCUGAACCUCUGUUUCCCAGCCACUGGCUGCCAGAAACUCAUUGAUGUGGAUGAUGUUUGCAAACUCCUCACCUUUUCUGAGAAGCGUGUGGCCACAGAAGUUGCUGCUAAUGCUCUGGGCGAAGAAUGGAAGGGUUCCGUGGUCCGAAUUACUGGCGGGAAUGACAAGCAAGGUUUCCCCACGAAGCAGGGUGUCUCCACCCAUGGCUGUGUCCACCUGCUACUGAGAAAGGGGCCUUCCUGUUCCCGGGCAAGGAGGACCCGAGAAAGGAAACACACAUCUGGGUCAAGUGGCACCGUGGAUGCCAAUCUGAGGGUUCUCAACCUGGUCAUUGUGAAAAAAGCGGGGGAAGGAUAUUCCUGGAGUCAAUGGUGUUACUUAUCUCGUCAUCUGGGACCCUAAAGAGCUGGCGGAAUCCACAAACCUUUCAGUCUCUCUAAAGAAGAU